This is a messenger RNA of Eucalyptus grandis, 1205 nucleotides long. RefSeq names its product transcription repressor OFP7. The annotation marks the transcript as partial. NCBI's taxonomy places the organism in Eukaryota, Viridiplantae, Streptophyta, Magnoliopsida, Myrtales, Myrtaceae. Gene Ontology annotation, biological process: negative regulation of DNA-templated transcription. The record is from RefSeq and is a predicted model, not a curated record. The transcript has a single exon.
AGCUCCGGAUCGCCCGGGCCUUCCAAUCCUGCCGCUCCAAAGACGCCUCCUCCCUCCCCUCCGAUCCCGUCCCUUCCUUCCUCCGCCUCCCCCGCCGUCACCCCCGCCCUCGCCGCCGCCGACGACCUCUCCUCCCCGCUCAAGCCCCACCGCUCCUCCUUCCUCGACCGCCACGUGCCCCCCGCCCUCCUGCCCUACGGCUGCGGCUGCAGGUCGCGGCCGUCCCCCCGCUCCCGCCUCUCCGACGAGGACGGCGGCCGCGCCGGGCCGCAGCCCCGGUUCCACUGGAAACAGGAGGGGGGCUUCCACGUGAUGGCCACGGCCCGCGACGAGCUCGCCCCUCGCAGGAAAAUCUACACCUCCUCCGCCUCCGGGGGCUCCGACGUCGACAACGACGACGGUGGAGCCGACGUCGUCUUGGCCUUGAGCCCCGUGGCGGAGAAAAAGAAGCGACGCCUGAAGCAUAAGAAGAAGAAGACGGCCAUCAGGCUCCGGGGUCGUCUCAGCACUUCCUCGAUGGACAGUGGGCUCUUCAGCAGCGAAGAACGCGGCGGCGGCUGCGGCGGCGCCGACGAAGACGACGAAGAGACGGAGACUCUAGUCUCCUCCUCCAGGAGCCUCUCCGCCACCGAUUCCUCCUCCGACCACGUCUUCAAUCCCCAGCUGGAGACCAUCCGCGAAGCGCCGAGACGGAGGAGGCGGAGGAGGAGCAAGAAGGCGGCGAAGGCGAGGAAGUCGGCGGACGCGGAGGUCGACGCGGAGGCGGCGAGGCUAUCGGUGUUCAGGAGGAUGAUGCCGUGCGGGGCGGUGGAAGGGAAGGUGAGGGAGAGCUUCGCGGUGGUGAAGCGGACGGAGGACCCGCGCGGGGACUUCAAGCGGUCGAUGGUGGAGAUGAUCGUGGAGAAGCAGAUGUUCGCGGAGGAGGACCUCCAGCAGCUCCUCCGCUGCCUCCUCUCGCUCAACUCGAGGGACCACCACGGCGUCAUCGUGGACGCCUUCUCCGAGAUCUGGGACGCCUUGUUCGGUCGGAGAUCGUCGGUGGCCGCACGUUGAACACGAGGAAGACGACGACGAGGAACUCGCAGAGUCAUUCCAACUCUUAUGAAAAAGUGUUUAUUAGUUUCUCUCUCUUUCGCAUUUCUUCUUCUUUUCACUGUUCUGUCUAGUUUUCCAGCCAGCAGUCACUACUUACUAUUCACGUUGCA